AUUCAUUCAUCAGCCACUACAUUAAGGAGACAACUGCAUCUCUCACCCUGCAGUCGGGCAGACACGCCCAUGGUCAAACUUUGGACCUAAACCCACUUUUAUGUGACUGCUAAACUAGAAACACUUAAAUCCAUGAUGGUGUUGCUCUUUAAUACUCUCAUCCAAAUAGCUGGAUUAUCAACCUUCAUCUUAUCAACUAGCAGAACUUGUUGGUCUGGUUUCAUUUACCAGGAAAAGCAAAACAUAAAAGGAGCUACGACUGUCCUCACACAAACAGCAGCAGCAAACUUACACAGGAUGAAGAUGUUUGGAAGAAUGAUGAGCUGCUGUGUGGCUCUCCUCCUGACCUUCAGCUCUGUGUCAGCUGUAAGACAAGUGCUCAACUCAAUCACUGAUCUGAGGUCAGUAGGCUUUGGCCAGUCUGUGAAUGACCACAGCUUCCGGUUCCUCCGCUGGUUUGCCAGCGCAGUUGACAUCAACAUAAAUGGUGACAUACGUCUGACCUUCAACCCAAAUAGUGGUGAUUAUGGCUCACAUCAUUAUGGAAACUAUGAACAGCUGUUAGAGCGAGUGCCGUGGGGAUAUCAGUACUACAGUCUUGGUAAUAUCCAUCGAGAAGGAUCGUUGCGACUUCCACAUCAUGUCUUCCAAUCAGAGCACGAGUAUGGCAACAGGGCUCGGAUCAUAAUCAGAGUCAGGGAGCAGAAUGUGGGACAGCGAACUCCACAGAUAAUAGACCGAGUCUAUAUCACACAGCAUUAUGAGACAUCUGAACAUCGAGGGACAGAGUAUGAUCCACAACAUACAUAUCAGGUCACUACUAACCUGUUAAGACAGUUGAGAAGUUUUUCCUUGGACCAUGAUAACAUCAACUUACAGUCUCGCAGAGUAGUCCAGGUGAACUAUUCCUCACAUGAAUACAACAGACGUCCGCAUGCUGUGCUCCAUAGCUCACAGAGCCGUCAAAACAAUGCUUUUGUCUUUUCAGAAUCUCAGGACGACAACACUUGUGUUUAUUGUUUCAUCUGUGCUGUUGUGAUUGUUGCUUCACUCGUUUUUGGUCUUCUGUAUCUGUCAUACUCACCUAAAUAGUAAUUCAACUAAACUCAAUGUCAACACUCUAUUAAAUUGAGCUUUUCUGUUUUG
Molecule: messenger RNA, 1146 nt
Organism: Oreochromis niloticus (Nile tilapia)
Lineage: Eukaryota; Metazoa; Chordata; Actinopteri; Cichliformes; Cichlidae
Exons: 3
Coding region: 133-1092 (319 amino acids)
Source: RefSeq, a predicted model, not a curated record